CCUUGAAUCAUUUGCGGCACACACCACACUACUCGCCGCUGGACAAAGAAUUUUGAAUUCUUCUUUUAUGCGCGCGCGCGUGUGUGCUUGCGCACACGCGUUCAUCACUUCUAGCGGAGACACAGGCGCUGCUUCCGGUUUUAAUCCUUGCUUUUUUUGUUUUUCGUUUUGAGAAAUGAUCCCUUUUCGUCUCCCUCCAGUUUCUGCCUGCCUGUAUGCGGGCUAUCUCUCAAUUAUAUAUGGUUUUUACACAAUGGGCUUUGCAACACAAUGCGAACGGUGCGUGUGCGCGCGGUACAAUGAUGUACGGUAUAUUUAGUAACAGCUCGAAAGUACAUUCCCACCCUUUCCCACUGCCCCGUUCGUUUGCUGUUGUUCGUGCAGCUAAUUUCUCUUCUCUUCACGCGCUACAUCAUAUAUUUGGCAGCUACUUCCUACCUGCCGCCUUUUACCUUUCUAGCAUACUCCGCCUCCUGUCUGCCAGUGACUGUGUGUGUCCUGUGUAAUUCGCUCGGUGUGUUGUUUGUGUGUGUGUGUGUGUGUGUGUGUGUGUUCGCAUAGUAAAGGGCGGUGGACGACGAUAUGGCCGAAAUGAACGAUUCGCUGGCGGAUCUGGAGAACCGAUCGGACGUGCUGAACCAGACCAGCUACUCGCUGGCGGACGCCUCCUUCACCCGGAACGACUCGUACCAGCUGAACCUGCGGCGGAACGGCGACUGCGACGGGUUCGAUGCCAGCACCGGCGAGAGCUGGAUCUACCCGGUGGACGUGCCGGUGCGCCAGUACCAGUACGCGAUCACGGAGGCGGCCCUGUUCAAGAACACGCUGGUCGUGCUGCCGACCGGGCUGGGCAAAACGUUCAUCGCCGCGGUCGUCAUGUACAACCUGUACCGGUGGUACCCGACCGGAAAGGUCAUCUUUAUGGCGCCGACCCGGCCGCUCGUCGCCCAGCAGAUUGAGGCGUGCGCGCGGGUGGUCGGCAUCCCCCGGGCGGACACGGCCGAGGUGACGGGCAGGCAGCCGCGCUCGAAGCGGGCCACCCUGUGGCAGUCGAGGCGCGUCUUCUUCGCCACCCCGCAGGUCGUGCUGGCCGACUUGCAGGGUACGGACCCGGGGGGAGGAAGUGAAGGAGGAGGAGGAGGAGGAGGAGGUCCGCUGUUUCCCGCCAACCAAGUGCGGCUGGUGGUGAUCGAUGAGGCGCACAAGGCGAAGGGCCGGUACGCGUACACGGACGUGAUCCGGCUGCUGGCCGAGACGAACCCCUGCUUCCGGGUGCUCGCGCUUUCGGCAACCCCGGGCCGCACGCUCGAGGACGUAGCGGAGGUGCUGAAGAAUCUGCUCAUCUCGCACAUCGAGGUGCGGUACGACUGCUCGCCCGACCUGCAGCCGUACGUGUUCCGGCGGGACGUGCGCACGAUCGUGAUACCGCUCGGGCCAACGAUCGCGCGCCUCCGCAAGGAGCUGCUGCGGCUCGUCGACCCGUACCUGCAGCGGCUGCUCGAGGCGAACGUGUUCGCCCGCUACCCGAACCGCCUCACGCACGGGCUGCUCGUGAUGGAGCUGAAGCGGUACCGGAGCGGGGCGAUGCACCAGCGCCACCCGAACCACGCCACCAUCGUGUCGGACUUUUACGCCUGCAUCGGCAUGUACCACGCGAUCGAGCUGCUCGUCAAGCACGGCAUCCGGGCGCUGCUGAACUAUCUGCUCGGUAGCGGCGGCGGUAGCAACGGCCCGAACGCGCAGGAGAAAUACUUCAUCGCCAAGGACCGGCAGAUCAAGCAGUUUCUGGACCGGCUGAAGGACCAGUUCCCGCAGCACGUGCAGCGGGGGCAGGAGUCGCCGGCCGCCCUGCUGAACGAAUCGGGCGCGCUGACCGGGAACGAUGAUGUCGACUACGGCCACCCCAAGUACCGGAUACUGGAGAAGCAGCUGAAGGGAUUUUUCCGCGAGCAUCCGGACUCGCGGGCGAUCGUGUUCUGCGAGUUUCGCGACUCCGUGGCGAUGAUCAAGCGGCUGCUGAGCGACAAUCAACCGACCAUACGAGCGAACUGCAUUGUUGGCCAGGGCAGCGCGAACGGUGUGCGCGUGCCGCAGCAGGAGCAGAUCGACGUCAUACGGCAGUUUCGUGCCGGCACGAUCAACACGCUGAUCGCGACGUGCGUCGCCGAGGAGGGCAUCGACGUGGGCGAGGUCGACCUGAUCGUGUGCUUUGACAUCGCGAAAAAUCCGACCCGGUUCGUGCAGCGGGUCGGCCGCACCGGGCGGCAGCGCGUCGGCCGGGUGCUGAUGCUGGUGACCGAGGGCGAGGAGCACGAAACGCUCAAGCAGGUGCUCGCCUCGAAGGACCGGACCAACCAGCAGCUGGCCCGCAGCAAGGAGAUUUUGCACGUGCUGUACCGCAGCUCGCCCCGGCUCGUACCGCACGGGCUGGAGCCGAAGUGCAUGAAGGUGAACAUGGCGGUGCUGCCCGAGCGCGACGACCGGCGCGGCCCGCCCGAUUCCGAUUCGUCCGACGGGGAAGGUUCGCUGGUGGGCGCCGGUGCGGGCAGGAACCGCAGGAAGAGCAAACGGCCGGACGAGGCGGCCGCAACACCGGACGCACCGUCGGCGAAGCGCAGCAAGGCUAGCCCGUCCGGUCACUACUCGGUGCGGCACUACUUUCAGCCGCGCGGCCCGGACGCGAGCGGUGAGCUGGAUGCGAGCGAGCGGGACAUAUUUUCCGUCGCCUCACCGCACGAGGGGCAGAGCACCCCGCUAGCGCACGGCGGUCGGAAGCAGACAGGCAGGCAGCAAACGAUUCCGGCCCUCGUGCAGCGUUUGGUGCAACACUACAAGCAGCUGAGCCGGCAGAAGUUUCUGUGCCGCCAGGAGCUGCUCAGCGUGCCAGCGGCGCAGACCACGGUGCUGUCCAGUCCACCCGUACCGUUGCAGAGGGAUGAUCCACUCGAGCUGCCCGACCUGAUACCCCACGAACGGUGCCGGCCGGAGGACAAUCUAACGGCUGACGAAGGUUUCGACAAAUCCAUCUCGAACCUGUUCGAGACGACCGCUUCGGAGGUCACCGUGUGUCUGGAGCCUGCUGCUGCUGCUACACAUCCCAGCAAGCGGAAGGUGGCCCCGGUGAUCGGCGUAAAGAAACCGCUCAACCCCUCGACGGUCAAGAAGGGCAGACGGUCGGGGGUCGCUCCGCUGGAUCCGUGCAAUAGCCCGCUGCUGCUGGCGUUUAACCGCUCGGUGCAGAAGAAGAAAAACUCGGACACGCUCGUAACGCCCGUCAAAAUCGCGACCACCGACGGUGACGCCGCGGGCGCUCUCGCUGCGGAAGCGGAACGGGAGCGUAUGAGACGGAAGAUGGUGCUGGAGUACUUUAAGCUGCACGAUUUGUGCGACAUCUUUGACGACGACGCCAGCGGGACGGACCCGCCCGUUUGUACCGUGGAGGAGGACCGGGCGGCUGCCAAAGGAACGUCAAUCAACAGGAGGCUGUUUGGGGAGCUCGCAGCCGACCGGUCUGUGACGCAUGUUGGGCCCGAGCAAAACCGGACGAGUGAAGACCAUUCCCCCGAGGCGCAGCUAAAUACGACGGACACAACGGUGCGGCCGCUUGCACCGCAAACCCCCGAACAGCGCGGAUUGGAACGAGGCAGCAAAUGCAUUGACCUCGGUUCCGCCGAUCUAGUCUUUCAGGAUGAUAGCGAUAUCGAGAGCGAAUGGAUGUUUAGCAGUCCCGUCCCGUCCAGGCCACCGCGGAGCGUUGCCAAACAUCCGGCGGGCGAUACCAGCACCACCGACCGGGUAGAAAACCUUCGACGAGCAACACCCAACCCGCCAAGCGUUAGCAAACGGAGGGAAGGUAGCGAGACGGAUCUGCACUGUGAUCCGCCGGACUUGAAUGAGAGUGUCAUCGGUAGAAAGGUGCGGCGAUCCAACCAGAACCGGAUCGAUUCGAGCGCGGAAAGCCUGGAGGAUGUAACGGUCGUUGGGAAACCGUCGGACACAAGCUUCGAAGAAACUCCGGUACGCCCGUCUGCCAGCAGUCGCUUUAGCAAGCGAACGAAACGAAAAAAGGCCGCGCGUGCCUUCUUCCAAACCCAGGCCGUCGUCUCGGACGAAGACGACGGUGCUGACGACGACGAGGACCACGAGGACGAAGGUUCGCUGGCCGGCUUCGUCACAUCAUCCGACGACGAGCAGCCGAGUGCGGUCGAUAUGCGCGCAGUUUACCUACAGUCCGUGCGGAGUCCGGCCGCGUGCCGCGGUGCCUUCAAAAUGCCUGCCAACGGUUAUCGGCGGACGGGAAGCGGCCGGCAACCGCCGGGCACGUACCUGGACACAACGGAUGCGCACAGCAUUGGCAGCGGGGAGGACGAUUUCUACCAAGAGAUGGAGGAAUGCUCCCAGCUGCCCUGUUCCUUUAUCGACGACCGUGACGUCAUCCAGUCGCAGACGAUGGAACUGUGCGAGCUGGAGCGGGCGGAAAAGCGGAUCGAGCAGGAGCGCCGACGAAACAGACGAGCCCGGCAACAGGCGGACCCUUCUGCUGCGGCAGGGCGGAAGAAACGCCAGCGGGUUAUUACGAUUGACAGCUCGGACUCGGAUUGACUUCGCCGCCUGCUAGACGCCAGAAGCCUUUUGGCUGUAUUGUAAACCAUUAAAAAACAAGUUAAAUUUAUGCAAGGUACUUCCAAAUCGCGUUUGUGUAUGCUUUUCGGGUCGUUCUCUUUCUCACGCACUUGUACAGUUUUACCGAUAAGAGCGUAGAAUGGGCUCUGGCUAUUAGGCACGAAAUGUUGUGCAAAUUGUAACACAUGAUAGCAAGACAAUCUGAAUGCACUCAUUAUGUAAAAGUUUUUUUUUUUUUCAAACAGCUUCCAAUACCUCUCAAGCUAGUAGGCGUAUGAAAUAUGUUCAGCUUUUGCUCUCCUAUACAUCUUUUGACUGUUUUGUUCAAUGUUGACCAAUCAUUGGCAUCAAGUGUAAUGUUUGCAAACUGAGGAAUAUAUUUGACAUGCAUGCUGUAUGGUAUUGGGUGCUAUGGAAAGCACAAAAUUAGGAUUUGUCUUCUUAAUUAAUCAAAUUGUUAUAUAGUUAUAGAAUAACGAUAUUUAUUAAUGACCGUUAAUGUGUUAAAAGCAUGCAUUUCGCCAUCAUGUUAGAGUGAAACAUCAAACUCUUUUACAAAUUGCCCAGUACAAAUAGGCUUAUUGUGAAUAUCUUUUUUUUUUCAGCUGUACACUGUGCACUUAAUAAUGCUUAUGAGUAGAGAUUGGGUGUGUACAAUGAUAUGCCACAUAAGUCAUCCUUCAUGAUGUGUUUGCUAAUUUGGUCUGAUUGUUUAACCACUAACCAUUGUUUAACUGAUGUCUUAACUACCAUGACAAAGUAAGUGAAUGUGGCACGGUUGAAGUAUCGACCACGCGCGCAUCUUAAAUCUCACGCAAUGCGUCCAAUUGUACAAUAUACUCAUCCUAAGUACAAAUUAAUGUUUUUUUUUGUUAUGUUAUGUAUAGGUUUAAACUAUAGGUAUGAAAUUUGUCACCUGUAAACUCGUCCAACUAGAAUAAGUGGCAAGUGGCUUGGCUAAGCGUUGUGUCCGCACAAAACAAAUAUAGAGACGGUGGUGUACGGCACAAACAGUA
Messenger RNA from Anopheles arabiensis, 5639 nucleotides. RefSeq lists its product as uncharacterized. The record is from RefSeq and is a predicted model, not a curated record. Bases 583 to 4602 code for a protein of 1339 amino acids. Lineage: Eukaryota; Metazoa; Arthropoda; Insecta; Diptera; Culicidae. Gene Ontology annotation, biological process: replication fork reversal; interstrand cross-link repair; double-strand break repair via synthesis-dependent strand annealing. Gene Ontology annotation, molecular function: 3'-5' DNA helicase activity; ATP binding; four-way junction DNA binding. The transcript has 4 exons.